GACAUAAGGCUUUUAGUGGCUUGCUAGCUGGCUACUGCCUAUCGGUAGUUAGAGUCAGGUCACCUCGGUCCGUAGUUGCACAGAGAUUGGCAUUAUUUCUUGUAACGGGUUGACAAACAAAUUGGGAGCGUAUGCUUUGUGCAGUUUAGCAUUUAAUGCACGUUCAGUCAAUGCGUAAUCGAUCUAGCCUGUCCGCUAAAAUUGCCUGUUACUAGCAAGCUAUUAGCUAGCAGCAGCUAGCGAGACACCUGGAUUCAGCUCGAGGGCUAGCUACUAGUUAGUAGCUACUAAGAAUCUGCUGGAAAUAUCGCAGGAUAAUUUUGGAAACACUAAAUUCAUUUUUCAUCUACAGAAUGGCAAGACCUUCGAGGAACAAGAGGGUGGUUGAUUAUGCACAGUUCCAAGAGUCCGAUGAUGCAGAUGAGGAGUAUGGAAGAGACUCAGACAGACCCAAGAAGAUGAAACAGAGUGAGGAUUCUACAUUUAAGGACCAUGAGAAUGAUUUUGGCAGUGAUGAAGAUAACGACUAUGGUGAAGAGGAUGAUGAAGAUGGUGGAGACAGUGACUACGAUACAAAGAAACCCAGUAAAGGAAGGCAGGUGACUGCCAAAAGGAAACGGGCGUCAGAAGACAGCGACGAUGAUAAAGUGGUGCGGAAGAAGGGGCGGCAAGUGCGCCAGGCUGCCACCAAAGCUGUGUCCAAACAGCGGGAGAUGCUUCUUGGUGAUGGAGGCAGCGAGGAUGAAGAGGACGAAGAAGAUGAGGAUGAGGAUGAUAGCGAUGUCUACACUGGGGAAGACUCGGGCAGUGAUGAAGACUUCAUGGUGGAGGACGAUGAUGAUGACAGUGACUAUGGUCGUCCCAGAAGGAGAAGUUCAAAGUCUAGCAGGAGAAGCAAGCAAGAGAAGAAAUCCCCCAAACCGAGGAUAAGGGCCUCAGUGACUCGAGGUCCCAAGAAGAGGAAGGGGAGAAGACAGACAAAAGUGAGAAGGGUAGUGUCUAAGAAGGUCUCGCUGGAGGCAGAGGAGGAGGACGGCGACAGCCCAAAGGAAGACGAGAAGGCAUAUGAAGCAGACAAGACAGAUUCCCCUUCCCCGAAGAAAGAAGAGGCCGCUCGGGAGGGCGACGACGCGGAAGAAAAAGAAGACAGAGAGAGAGAAAAGGAGAAAGAGGAAAAGGACGAUGAAUCGGAGGAGGAGGCGCCUUCGGGGGAAGACUGAUGGUUUCCAACCUGAUUGUGAAAAUGUGUUUUACCUGUUUUGUUUCCUUAUGAGGCGCAGUGAAAAUAGUUUUUUGUUUUCACAUCUGCCUGAUUCAGUGUUUUGGAUGUUUUUGUUUUAUUUCUCUGACUUGUAAAUACCAUAUCACAAUGUACUCUCCCUAAAGUCCUGUUCACACCAUCAUGAAACAGUUUGUUCCAGUUCCAAGAACGAUUAUAACUUGGUUGCCUCACCACGGGUAUGAUAGGAAACCGUGUAAAUGUUAAUUACGCUCAUUGCAUUUCUGAACUAUCAACCUAUAUGUUGUUUAUGCUUAUAACGACAACAAAGAAUUACAUUCAGUUCCGAGACUUAAGGUACUUUUUACUUUAUCGCAGUGAUAGAUCUUAUUUUUUCCAGAAUUUGAAUUGGCUGUCCCUUUUUUUUUUCAGUAUGUUCAGUAUAAAUCAAACUUGGAUGAGAUGAGACUGCAGUUUUUCAGAACGCAUAAAUGUUGUGUAAAUUCAAGCGUUUCAUGGUGAAAUCUAUCUCGCGAUAGGACAAAUUCCACUACUUCAGUGUGAACAGGGCUAAAGUGUGAAGUGCAGUGUAGAAACAGACUCUGUGUAUGAGGGAGAAAUAUUAUGGUCAAGAUUCAUUACGCUCUUUAAAAAAAAAAGAAAAAAGAAAAAAAAGAAAGAUUAAUAGAAAUAUCUGUGUGGCCACAAAACAGCCUGACGUUAAUAUCCAAUCAUGUUAUCAGUUUUGUUUGAUCCAGUCAUAAUUCAUGCUGAGAUUUUCCACCAUGCUGACGCAGUUUAAAGUCAGAUAUCCACAUGGCAUUGUUUUGCCUUUUCAACGCGUGUUCAUUUUUCUGUUAAAAAUCUUUUUAUCAGUUUAACUCUCAUCCUCCUUGAGCAUUUGAACUUUGAUUACAAUUUUAUAUAGCUGUUCUGAAUCGUUUUUUGUUUGUUUUUUUGUUUUGUUUUGUUUUUCUUUCACUGAUGGCAUGCUUUUAUAUAUGUUCAGCAAUGUUCAGCAUGUCAGUCUUGGUCAUUGAGAUAUGAGAGAGUGUGAGGAGUACAUGCUGACCUGGGGCAACUACUGUCUACAAUGAGAAUAUGAAACUUUCUGGCUAUGAGUGUUGUCAGGUGCAAGCUAGUACUGACACUAUAUUGACUUCUGCAAAUGCUUCAUCUGUGUAUUCCAGAAUAUUCUGAUGCUUGUAGAUGCCUUUUUUUGAAACCAGUUUAUCUGUGGAGGUGGCAGAGCAGUAUCAUGGACCUGAAUUCAGUGCACACCAUUCAGAGCUCAAGCAACAGCCCCCCCCCCCCCCCCUCUGCUUCUUUUGUCUAUUUUUAUGGCUUUAUCUUUAAUCUAAAUCUUGAGCCUUUCAUUCUCUAUCAUAAUUUAUCCUAUUUUUUGUUUUAAUUUCG
Messenger RNA from Chanos chanos (milkfish), 2635 nucleotides. RefSeq names its product nuclear casein kinase and cyclin-dependent kinase substrate 1b (gene nucks1b). Gene Ontology annotation, molecular function: single-stranded DNA binding; double-stranded DNA binding. The transcript has 8 exons. The record is from RefSeq and is a predicted model, not a curated record. Lineage: Eukaryota; Metazoa; Chordata; Actinopteri; Gonorynchiformes; Chanidae. The coding region runs from base 354 to 1220 and encodes 288 amino acids. Gene Ontology annotation, cellular component: cytoplasm. Gene Ontology annotation, biological process: interstrand cross-link repair; double-strand break repair via homologous recombination.